This is a messenger RNA of Harpegnathos saltator (Jerdon's jumping ant), 1727 nucleotides long. RefSeq names its product mitochondrial amidoxime reducing component 2-like. The transcript has 7 exons. The record is from RefSeq and is a predicted model, not a curated record. The coding region runs from base 259 to 1377 and encodes 372 amino acids. NCBI's taxonomy places the organism in Eukaryota, Metazoa, Arthropoda, Insecta, Hymenoptera, Formicidae.
AAUAGACACAAUACUGACGAGCGAACUGCGUAGGUUAACACUCCCAGUUCGUCACGCGCUUUCAUGUAGUCGGUCAUGAGAUUGAGAAGUAUCCGUGAACACGAUUAAUUACAUUGACUAUAAAGAUAAAGAAAACGAAUAGUGUACCGAGUAUACUUUACGAUAUUGUUAACAUUACUGCCGAGGAAGAAAAGGGAAGAUAAAAACAGCUCGUGGCAACAUUAGAGAGAAGAACUAAAAAGUAAAAUAGAUAUAUAAAUGAAAUUUAGUGGGAGAAAGAGGAGCAAAAAAAGAUUACAGCGUAAGCUAACUCGGCGGAAAAAGAAGGACCAUUUUCAAUGCUGGUCUCGGCUUUCGUCGACUAUCCGAAACAUGUAUUUGAGUUUUUUGUCAUUAUUUUCGACGGUUCAAUGGAAUUUACGUUGCAAAUUGCAAACGCUAAAGGAGAUUAUCACAAUGAGUAACGAGCAAAAGCAUCUCGAAGACUCUUCUUGUGUCUCGAUGUGGCAGAAAGUCGGAAAAGUCCAAAAACUGCUUAUGUAUCCGUUGUUGAGUAGUAUCCCGGAGUACGUUACGUCAUGCAAUCUUCACACCGACGGAAUAAUUGGGUAUAAGGACGGAACCGCUGUACAAAAUCACAUGUUCGUAGUGUACGACAGAAACACCAAUAUAAUUCAAACAGACAAGGAAGUGAUGCAUUUAAAUAUAAUGGCAAUCAAUUUCAAAGAUAAAAAUAAUAUAAUAUUGAAAGGCGUAAAUAUAGAAGAUUUAGUCCUGAAUAUGGUAGAAAUUGUAGAGGUCGAAGACACGAUUUGUACGACGUCGUUUUGCAAUAAAAUUUUGGUUACGGUAAAAGUCUCGGAUUGCGGCUCGGUGGCAGCCAAAUGGCUUAAAAGGUUUACCAAAAAAAUGAAUUUGCGUUUGGGAUACGUACAACACGAUUCGUGGUCACAAAACACAUUUUUGUACCACUAUCACGAGUUACGGUCGAAAGUUGAUGAUGACAGAAACAUUAUGAUGUCUUACGAGAAUAUUCCGCCCCUCACGUUGCUAUCGAAUGAAUCGUUCGAAAAGAUGAAGACGAGAUUAGAUUUCCCGAUGGCGCUGGAACAGUUCUAUCCGAAUAUUGUCAUUACAUGCCCCGCUGAAAAGCCGUUCAAUGAGAUCAACUGGAAGCAAAUCAAGAUCGGCGACACGAUCAUCAAUAACGUACAACAUAUAUGGGACAGAUCGAACUUUCAUUUAUUCAUUAAGUCGCAGGAAAUGCCCCUUAAUAUGAAAACAGAGAAGAUGUUAUUACAUUGCGAACUACUGUGCUCGGGAACAGUGAAAGUGGGCGAUAAUGUAUACAUCCUCAAGUUCAACAAAUACAAAUAGCUUUGACAAUAGUUAGAGAAUUCGUUCGAGAUUAGCUUUGUUUAUUAUUUGCGUUUAAUUUUACUGAUUAGUCGAAUAAUUAGCGUAGUGCGAGAGCGAAAAUGUAGCGCGCAUGAAACAAAAUGUGGAAAAAUAUGGCGGAACAUGUAGAAUAAGCGUUUCUCAUUCCAUGUCUCUGUUCUUUAAUGAAACAACAAAGAUUUGGUAGAGCUUGCUGUAAGAUUUAUCCGCUUUUGCGUUCAACCGCGCAAAAUGUGUAAAAACAAAUCCAUUAUUGCAUUAAAUAAUUAAGUGCGAUUAAUAAUGUACGAAAGUAACAAAGAUAAAUGAGAUUACCAAAUAAGUUAUUG